AUAUGUGCCCGCACUGUUCAAUACUCGCUCUAUAAAUAUAUAUAUUUCACCAGAUAUCUCCAUAUCAUGAUAUCAUAUAUUAAUUAAGCUAUUUAAUAUAUCCUAAACCACAUCUAGUUAUGCCAGAAGAUGAUGGCAACUUAGCUAAGGAGCCAAAAUAUUUUUGCGUUGUUACUGGUAAUUAUAUCAUGGAUGAUAAAGCAAUCCAGUCACUGCAAUAUAUAGAAGAAGUCACCACUAACGCCGAUGAAGUUCAAAGACGAGUUCUCUCUGAAAUCCUUUCCCGUAGUGCCAACGUUGAGUACUUGCAAAGACAAGGCCUUAAGGGCCACACUGAUAGAGAAACUUUCAGGAAGGUCAUUCCAGUAGUUACUUAUGAAGAUUUGAAGCCUGAUAUUGAUCGCAUCGCUAAUGGUGACACCUCUCCUAUUCUUUGCUCCCAACCCAUUUCCGAGUUCUUAACUAGUUCUGGGACAUCCGAGGGAGAGAGGAAACUAAUGCCAACUAUUCAAGAAGAGCUGGAAAGGCGGUCCCUUCUGUACAGCCUCUUGAUGCCAGUGAUGAGCCAAUUUGUUCCAGGUUUGGAAAAGGGAAAAGGAAUGUAUUUCUUGUUUGUGAAAUCUGAGGCUAAGACUCCAGGUGGACUAGUAGCUCGUCCGGUUCUAACCAGCUACUACAAGAGCUCUCAUUUCAUGAACCGUGGACACGAUGAUGCUUACACCAACUACACAAGCCCAAACGAAACAAUCUUUUGCCAAGACUCGUACCAAAGCAUGUAUUCUCAACUGCUAUGUGGGCUUUGUCAAAACACUCAGGUUGUUCGGGUUGGGGCGGUUUUCGCUUCUGGAUUCAUUCGUGCCAUUAAAUUCCUUGAAAAGAAUUGGGUUUCUUUGGUUAAUGAUAUCAGGACUGGAACUUUGAACUCUGAGAUUGAGGACAUGGAGGUAAGAGUUUCGGUCAUGAAAAUUCUCAUCAAACCUGAUCCUGAACUGGCUAGUUUCGUUGAGGCUGAAUGUAUGAAAGAGUCAUGGAAAGGGAUUAUAACAAGGUUGUGGCCAAACACCAAGUAUAUAGAUGUUAUUGUUACAGGAACUAUGUCACAGUAUAUUCCUACUCUUGACUAUUACAGCAAUGGUCUCCCCCUUGUUUGUACCAUGUAUGCUUCUUCUGAGUGUUACUUUGGCCUCAAUCUAAACCCUCUUUGUAAACCAACCCAAGUCUCUUAUACCAUUAUUCCCACUAUGGCUUAUUUUGAGUUCCUGCCUGUGAAUAAAAAAAGUGGCAAAGUUUCUGAUGACCCAGCUGAAUCCCUCCACCAAGAGUUGGUUGACCUUGUUAACGUCAAAAUUGGAGAACAAUAUGAGCUUGUUGUCACCACUUAUUCAGGCCUUUACCGCUAUCGCGUUGGAGAUAUACUAAGAGUAUCAGGAUUCAAAAACAAGGCACCGCAAUUCAACUUCGUACGAAGAAAGAAUGUAGUUUUGAGCAUUGAUUCUGAUAAAACGGACGAAGUAGAACUCCAAAACGCGGUGAAGAAGGCGACCACCAAGCAUCUUAACUCAUAUGGUGCCUCUCUUGUUGAAUACACAAGUUUUGCUGACACGUCAGCCAUCCCAGGGCACUAUGUCCUAUACUGGGAGAUUACCCAAAAUGAGAAGACUCCAAUUCCUAAGUCGGUUUUUGAGGAUUGUUGCCUUACAGUUGAAGAGUCCCUUAACAGCGUGUACCGCCAAGGCCGAGUUUCGGACAAGUCUAUUGGAGCACUUGAGAUUAAGAUAGUUGAAAAUGGAACAUUUGAUAAGCUGAUGGACUAUGCAAUUAGCCAGGGUGCCUCCAUAAACCAGUACAAGGCCCCACGGUGCGUGAGAAACGCCUCCAUUGUGGAGCUUCUCGAUUCCAAGGUGGUUUCUAAUUACUUCAGUCCAAAAUGCCCCAAUUGGGAUCCUGGUUAUAAGCAAGGGGGCACUACGGCCUCUACUACUCAUGAUGCUUGAAAAGAUUAUUUUAAAUCUCUUCUUUUCUCUCACUCUCAACCAAUAAUAUAUAUAUAUAUACAUAUAUUAUUGUGCAGGACUAUAUGAAGCUCUAUAUGGAAGUGUGAACUAGAAUUUGUAUUAGCCUGUUUUGGUGUUUCCUUGUGAUAUUUAAUUAACUUGUGUUAUUUGUUUAAUAUUUUGCUUACCCGAAAGCAUUAGUACUAUCUCAAGAAAAUUGACUGUUUUUUUUUUUCUGUGAAA
Messenger RNA from Cannabis sativa, 2237 nucleotides. RefSeq names its product indole-3-acetic acid-amido synthetase GH3.6. Gene Ontology annotation, cellular component: cytoplasm. The transcript has 3 exons. Gene Ontology annotation, molecular function: indole-3-acetic acid amido synthetase activity. The coding region runs from base 120 to 1994 and encodes 624 amino acids. NCBI's taxonomy places the organism in Eukaryota, Viridiplantae, Streptophyta, Magnoliopsida, Rosales, Cannabaceae. The record is from RefSeq and is a predicted model, not a curated record.